This is a messenger RNA of Fusarium venenatum, 1368 nucleotides long. RefSeq lists its product as uncharacterized. The record is from RefSeq and is a predicted model, not a curated record. Lineage: Eukaryota; Fungi; Ascomycota; Sordariomycetes; Hypocreales; Nectriaceae.
AUGAACAAAGGCGACAAUACUGGUCGUGGGCUGUUUCCGCUCUCCCAGCUUUCUGAAGAGCAGCCACCUGUCGCUCAAGACGUUAAGAGUGCCCAUCUACCAGAUACCUCUCCCCUUAGUGCCAGGGACAGUAUUCAAGACAACGGAACAGUACCUACUCCCGAGAAACUACCCGAUCAACGCACGCAAUUGCGUGCCAGGCCAAACCUUCUUAAUGUGAGCCUUAAAGACUUCAAAGAGCUCAUGAUUCGAGCCCGCCUCGAUGACUGGAAAUUAAGAGCUCAGGUUGUGCACACUCCUGGCCAAGUCGACAUAACGGCCCUUUGGAGUCCACAAAUCGCUGGCAUCAAAUCGGCUCGGCAUGGAAUGAUAUCAUUUGACGGCUUUGACCGCACUUGGUUUGUUCCGUUCGACUCAGAAAUGCCUUUACCUGCAGGCAAGCAAAGUAUUGCAGACGACAUCGAAAAUCGUCGCACAGAGCUUAGCAGGGCGCACUUUCUAAGGAAGGGCCUAGAGGAAGGGUUUCACGAUAAAUUAAAACGUCUCUUUGAAGAUGAGGUCAAGGAGACGUGCCAAAGUCACUGGGACCGAAAUUUCGGAUCAUACAUGGCACCCAUGCAGUGGGACGAGGUACGGCAGAAGUACGAGCUGAUAGAUUUGGUCACCAUGAUAGCUGAAGCUCGAUUGAAAGAUGGAAUAGAGCCACUGCCCGGCUACUAUGAAGCCAUGAUCCUUGAGUUAGGGAUCGACGGCAAGAUAACCUUCCAGCGCAAGAGUGUGCCGUCCGAUAUUGACAUGAGGGGACUAAUCUCGCGCCUUGAAAGCUGGUAUCCCCGGAAUGACGAGCAUAGCACCAACAUCAUCAAGUACUUCCGUCAUAAACUUGACUACGUCUCGGACUACGGUGAUGAAACUCAGAAGCGGAAAUGUCAACUAAUGCUCCGACAGUUGAGUCGUUUCGUCGACACAGGGAAGCCAGAAUGCGAGCUGUCUCAGUGGGUGUUCAAGCUAUGGUGCAAGCCUGACUACAGUGUACCCGCUGGGAAAUCACCAGACAAGGUUGGCACAUGGACAAGGCUGAAGGAAAACAAAUAUCAAGACCUCCUUGCUGGAGUCAUCAACAAAUACCCGGUUUUCGUUCGAAAGAUUCGAGUUCGACGAUGGUGGUCUGAGUUGAGAGAGCUUGAGAAACAAAUUGAAACGAGUCGAGACGAAACUGAAUUUUCAGCAGAGCAACUGGCUAUGUUGGACAAACUGCUCGCACGCCGCAUUGAGGAGCAAGAUGCGAAGUCUAAAGAGGCUCUGAGCAUGACGAACAUGGUAAUGAUACGAAGCGAGCUACCAAGUGUUACGUUGUCAACAUUUUGA